AUGUCGACGGCUACAUCAUUUUCAGAAGAACAGAAACAAAUCACACUUACAGUCCUUUCUAAGGAUAAAAGCGAAUUCUAUGAAAUAUUACAAGUGGAGAAGACAGCGUCUGACAAUGAAAUAAAGAAAGCAUAUAGAAAACUAGCUAUUAAAUUACAUCCAGAUAAAAACUCUCAUCCCAGAGCCAGUGAGGCAUUUAAGGUGAUAAAUAGGGCCUUCGAAGUCCUUGGAGAUGAACAGAAAAGAAGUAUAUUUGAUAGUACAGGAAGAGACCCAGAUGAUAGAUCUAUGGGGAUGAAUUCUUCUUCUGCUUCUGGGUUUGGUCAACCUGGAGCUGGUGGCCAAUUCCCUCCAGGAUUUCAAAAUAUGUUCUUUAGAGGUGGUCCUCCUGGUGCUACAGGUGGUGCACCAGAGGACAUAUUUGAUUUCUUAUUUAAUAUGGGUGGUAACCCUGGAGGAUUUGGUGGUAACCAUCCUUUUAUGAAUAGUGGUGGUGCAACUUCUUUCACAUUUGGUCCAGGUGGCUUCAGAGCAUAUAACCCUCCAAGAACAAGAGACCAAAGGAAUAGACAAAGAGAAGCACAACGCCAGCAUGAUGAAGAACAAAAAUACAACGAUAUACUUAGAGUACUUGCUCCAAUCUUAUUAUUUUUCAUUAUUGGUGUAUUUGAAAGAUUUUUGAGUUAA
Messenger RNA from Maudiozyma barnettii, 687 nucleotides. It is a transcript of the gene HLJ1, whose product is annotated as type I HSP40 co-chaperone HLJ1. The record is from RefSeq and is a predicted model, not a curated record. Gene Ontology annotation, cellular component: endoplasmic reticulum membrane. Bases 1 to 687 code for a protein of 228 amino acids. Gene Ontology annotation, biological process: cellular response to misfolded protein. Lineage: Eukaryota; Fungi; Ascomycota; Saccharomycetes; Saccharomycetales; Saccharomycetaceae. The transcript has a single exon. Gene Ontology annotation, molecular function: Hsp70 protein binding.